Molecule: messenger RNA, 1492 nt
Organism: Vanessa tameamea
Lineage: Eukaryota; Metazoa; Arthropoda; Insecta; Lepidoptera; Nymphalidae
Gene: Leb3
Product: AT-rich interactive domain-containing protein 2-like
Exons: 2
Coding region: 51-1274 (407 amino acids)
Source: RefSeq, a predicted model, not a curated record
UUGUAACCAAGUAUCAUUCCUUGAAGUUAGUCAGCGAAGAUUUUGAAACAAUGUUCAAAUUAGUGACUCUGUUAGUUUUGGCGACAAUCGUCGCUGACACAUAUGGUCAGCGCUUUAUUCAUCCAACGUACAGACCACCACCAACAAGAAGACCAAUCAUUCGUACAGUUCGAGACACGGGAGAUCAACAGCCAUUAUGGUUGUAUCAGGGCGACGUGCCCCGAGCACCAGCGACUGGCGACCAUCCUGUUUUACCAACUUAUAUAGACGAUGUUAAGCUGGACCCGAACAGGAGAUAUGCUCGCAGCGUAGACUCGCCGAGCGCUAGAAGAUCGGGUGGAAGUCAUAAAACGUCUAGUAGCAGCCGAGAUACUGGUGCAACCCAUCCAGGAUAUAAUCGUCGAAACGCAAGGAGCAUCAGGAAUAACUUUAUGCCACGCCCUUCAAUGCCUCGACCGACUGGUCCACGCAACCCAUUCCCUCGUCCGGGAGGACCAAGACAGACUUAUCCUAUCUACGCCAACAGAGGUGGACGACGUGAUGUGAAUUUUCCUGAAAUAAAAAAACCGACUCACCAUGAUGUUGUCAUUCCAAACUGGAAUCCAAACGUAAAAACCCAGCCAUGGCAAGUUAUACGGGUAAAAGCUCGCAAUAAGAGAAGCUUCGAAGCAUUGUCUAGCCAGGAAAACGUAUAUCGAAACCCUAGAAGCGUAGAGGCACUAACUAGUCAGGAAACAGUUUUUCGAAGUCCUAGAAACGUUGAAGAAAUGUCAAGUCAACAAGUCGAGGCAUUAUCUAGUCAGGAAACUGUUCUUCGAAGUCCUAGAAGCGUUGCAGAAAUGUCAAGUCAACAAGUCGAGGCAUUAUCUAGUCAGGAAACUGUUCUUCGAAGUCCUAGAAGCGUUGCAGAAAUGUCAAGUCAACAAGUCGAGGCAUUAUCUAGUCAGGAAACUGUUCUUCGAAGUCCUAGAAGCGUUGCAGAAAUGUCAAGUCAACAAGUCGAGGCAUUAUCUAGUCAGGAAACUGUUCUUCGAAGUCCUAGAAGCGUUGCAGAAAUGUCAAGUCAACAAGUCGAGGCACUAUCUAGUCAGGAAACUGUUCUUCGAAGUCCUAGAAGCGUUGCAGAAAUAUCAAGUCAACAAGUCGAGGCACUUAGUCAGGAAACUGUUCUUCGAAGUCCUAGAAGCGUUGCAGAAAUGUUAAGUCAACAAGUCGAAGCCCUAUCUAGUCAGGAAACUGUUCUUCGAAGUCCUAGAAGCGUUGAAGAACCUUAAAUAAAUAUGUUUCACUUUGGCUAGGAGAAACGAGAAAAGGUCUAACCAAUCAGUGGUUUAGCCAGUGUUGAAAGUGAUUUAUACCCCAGUGUCGGCAAAACUUAUAAUUUAAAAUAUAUUUAUGCAAGUGAGAUUUGAGGACAAUUUCCAACAUUAGUGACUUGCUAAACUCAUUACAAUUAACAUUAUAUAAUAAAAUUAAAAUAUUAUUUUCAAUA